Molecule: messenger RNA, 988 nt
Organism: Pezoporus flaviventris
Lineage: Eukaryota; Metazoa; Chordata; Aves; Psittaciformes; Psittacidae
Gene: ISY1
Product: ISY1 splicing factor homolog
Exons: 11
Coding region: 1-861 (286 amino acids)
Biological process (GO): mRNA 3'-splice site recognition; generation of catalytic spliceosome for second transesterification step
Cellular component (GO): catalytic step 2 spliceosome; post-spliceosomal complex; post-mRNA release spliceosomal complex
Source: RefSeq, a predicted model, not a curated record
AUGGUGAGCGCAGGGCCGGGGCCAUGGGCUCGGAACGCGGAGAAGGCCAUGACGGCCUUGGCAAGGUUUCGCCAGGCUCAGCUGGAGGAAGGAAAAGUUAAGGAACGAAGACCUUUCCUUGCUUCGGAGUGUAAUGAACUGCCUAAAGCUGAGAAGUGGAGGAGACAGAUCAUUGGGGAGAUUUCCAAGAAGGUGGCACAGAUUCAAAAUGCUGGCUUGGGGGAAUUCAGAAUCCGGGACCUGAAUGAUGAAAUAAACAAACUUCUGAGGGAGAAAGGGCACUGGGAAUUCAGAAUAAAGGAGCUGGGAGGCCCUGACUAUGCUCGGAUUGGGCCGAAAAUGUUGGAUCAUGAAGGGAAAGAAGUUCCAGGAAACAGAGGUUACAAAUACUUCGGAGCUGCAAAGGAUCUACCAGGAGUUAGAGAACUUUUUGAAAAGGAACCCGUCCCUCCGCCUCGGAAGACUCGAGCUGAGCUUAUGAAAUCCAUUGAUGCAGAAUACUAUGGCUACAGGGAUGAAGAGGAUGGUAUUCUGGAGCCGCUGGAGCAAGAACAUGAAAAGAAAGUUAUAGCAGAAGCAGUGGAAAAAUGGAAAAUGGAAAGAGAAGCACGACUUGCAAAAGGUGAGGAAGAGGAGGAAGAAGAUAUCUAUGCUGUCAAUGACGAUGAGUCUGAUGAGGAAGGUGGCAAGGAGAAAGGUGAAGAAGGCCAACAGAAAUUCAUCGCACACGUUCCAGUGCCAUCUCAACAGGAGAUUGAGGAAGCUCUUGUACGGAGAAAGAAGAUGGAGCUUCUUCAGAAGUAUGCCAGUGAAACCCUCAUGGCUCAGAGUCAGGAGGCAAAGACGCUUUUAGGAUUGUAACAUUGCACCAGUGUGUCCUGGGUUUUGUACAAGCCAGCUAAAAGCAGGAGGUUCAUGUAUUCUGGUCGCAGUCACUAUCAUCUGCCAAAGUCCCUUUGGAUGUUAAGAGUAAACUGAUGAAGUUCCA